AUGCCUCAUAAUUGGAGUGUAAAUGAAGCAGCUGGAGAAGACUGGUUCAGUGCUUACCUCAAAAGGCACAAAAAACUGUCAAUAAGGAAACCUGAGGCAACAAGUCAAGCACGUGUUUCCAGUUUUAAUCGAACAAAUUUGGAAAGUGAAGAUAUUUUGAAUAUGGAUGAAACUGGUAUUAACACAGUUCAAACUCCAGAUCAUAUUGUAGCAAGAAAGGGUUUUAAACAAAUUAGGCGUGUUACUUCGGCUGAGAGAGGCAAUUUAAUAACUGUGGCAGUUGCUGUUUCUGCCAGUGGAAAUUCAAUUCCUCCAUUUUUCAUAUUUCCUUGUGUGAAAUUUAAAAGCUAUUUUUUAAAUGGUGCUCCUGAUGGAAGUGCAGACGCUGCAAACCCAUCUGGUUGGAUGACUGAAGUUCAAUUUUUGCAAUUUUCCCAUCAUUUUGUCAAAUAUGCCAGAAAUACAAAAGAACGACCUGUUUUGUUGCUAUUAGACAAUCAUGACUCUCAUCUUUCAGUAGAGGCUUUAGAUUACUUUAAAGAAAAUGGGGUAUCGGUUUGUUCAUUUACUCCUCAUUGCAGCCAUAAACUUUAA
This is a messenger RNA of Hydra vulgaris (swiftwater hydra), 594 nucleotides long. RefSeq lists its product as uncharacterized. Gene Ontology annotation, cellular component: nucleus. Lineage: Eukaryota; Metazoa; Cnidaria; Hydrozoa; Anthoathecata; Hydridae. Gene Ontology annotation, molecular function: DNA binding. The record is from RefSeq and is a predicted model, not a curated record.